GUGCCAUGCUCCUCUCCAUCCUGGUGGCUUUGUGCCUGUGGCUGCGCCUGGCGCUGGGCGUACGGGGCGCCCCCUGCGAGGCUGUGCGCAUCCCCAUGUGCCGGCACAUGCCCUGGAACAUCACCCGGAUGCCCAACCACCUGCACCACAGCACGCAGGAGAACGCCAUCCUGGCCAUCGAGCAGUACGAGGAGCUGGUGGAUGUGAACUGCAGCUCUGUGCUGCGCUUCUUCCUCUGCGCCAUGUACGCACCCAUCUGUACCCUGGAGUUCCUGCACGACCCCAUUAAGCCCUGCAAGUCUGUGUGCCAGCGCGCACGCGACGACUGUGAGCCUCUCAUGAAGAUGUACAACCACAGCUGGCCGGAGAGCCUGGCCUGCGACGAGCUACCCGUCUAUGACCGCGGAGUGUGCAUCUCUCCCGAGGCUAUAGUCACGGACCUUCCAGAAGAUGUGAAGUGGAUAGACAUCACACCAGACAUGAUGAUGCAGGAGAGGCCUUUUGAUGCUGACUGUAAACGUCUGAGCCCUGACCGGUGCAAGUGCAAAAAGGUGAAGCCGACUUUGGCAACAUACCUGAGCAAAAACUACAGCUAUGUUAUUCAUGCCAAAAUAAAAGCCAUCCAGAGGAGUGGUUGCAACGAAGUAACCACCGUGGUGGAUGUGAAAGAGAUCUUCAAGUCGUCCUCACCCAUACCUCGAACCCAAGUCCCCCUCAUCACGAAUUCCUCCUGCCAGUGUCCACACAUCCUGCCCCAUCAAGACGUCCUCAUCAUGUGCUACGAGUGGCGCUCACGGAUGAUGCUUCUUGAAAAUUGUUUAGUUGAAAAAUGGAGAGAUCAACUUAGCAGAAGGUCCAUACAGUGGGAAGAGAGGCUCCGUGAACAGCAGAGGACAGCGCAGGACAAGAAACGAACAGCCAGCCGCACCAGUCGCAGUAACCCUCCCAAGCCGAAGGGAAAGCCGCCCAUUCCCAAAGCUGCCAGUCCUAAGAAGAACGUCAAAGCUAGAAGCGCCCCCAAAAAACCAAACCCGAAGAAAAGUGCAAGUUAAGUACUUUCCCAGAUGGAGCCACGCGUACAGGAUUCGGCGGUACUGCCCGGGACAGCCUACAGACGGUCACACACCACUUGCCUUAAGGACUCACUCCAGUUCUCCGCAUAGACACAUCUUGUAGCACUUUUUUAAUGAUAGCUUCCAUUUUUCUCUUUAAGCCACACAGCCCCAAGCGUGGUUGGUCCUCUGGAAUGGAAGGAGCGAGAGGGAAGGCUGGUGCACGGGUUUGCCCUCAGGGUAGCCUGUGUGCAUACUCUGUGACCUUCAUGAGGUGGGAAAGGCACUUCUGUUUUGAGAGUUUGACCUAAUAUAUACAUUUUAAAGUUCACAUAAUAUGUCAAACAAAACAGUAUUUUUGACAAAAAAAAUAUUUUAUUGCCUUUGACUUCUGUUAGGAAGUUAGUGAUUAAAUGUGAUUAAAAGUAUGCUUUUGACGAAGGCAGGAGAAUGAUACUUAACAGAUCUUCAUGUGUUUGCUGCCUGCAAACAAACAGAUACUUUUCUCAUGAAUGGGGUUUUGAAAAAUUAGAGAUACAGGAAAUCGUCAGACUUUCAACGCUGUCUUUAGCCAGAAACUUUGAAAACUAAGCUAACAGUGACAAAUAAAAAGGAGAGGCAGA
Molecule: messenger RNA, 1675 nt
Organism: Alexandromys fortis (reed vole)
Lineage: Eukaryota; Metazoa; Chordata; Mammalia; Rodentia; Cricetidae
Gene: Sfrp4
Product: secreted frizzled related protein 4
Exons: 6
Coding region: 6-1052 (348 amino acids)
Biological process (GO): non-canonical Wnt signaling pathway; canonical Wnt signaling pathway
Cellular component (GO): cytoplasm
Molecular function (GO): Wnt-protein binding
Source: RefSeq, a predicted model, not a curated record